This is a messenger RNA of Indicator indicator, 1953 nucleotides long. RefSeq names its product neuregulin 3 (gene NRG3). Gene Ontology annotation, biological process: animal organ development; nervous system development; intracellular signal transduction. Gene Ontology annotation, molecular function: chemorepellent activity. The transcript is spliced from 9 exons. NCBI's taxonomy places the organism in Eukaryota, Metazoa, Chordata, Aves, Piciformes, Indicatoridae. The record is from RefSeq and is a predicted model, not a curated record. Bases 1 to 1953 code for a protein of 650 amino acids.
AUGAGCGAAGGGGCUGCCGGCGCCGCGGCGCCCGGGGCGGCGGAGGCGGCAGCGGCGGGGGGCCCGGGCGGGGAUGGGGCCGGGGGGCCGCCGCGGGAGCUGCGCUGCAGCGACUGCAUCGUCUGGAACCGGCAGCAGACGUGGCUUUGCGUGGUGCCCCUCUUCAUCGGCUUCAUCGGCCUGGGGCUCAGCCUGAUGCUGCUCAAGUGGAUCGUGGUGGGCUCCGUCAAGGAGUACGUCCCCACCGAGCUGAUGGACGCCAAGGGCGUGGGGCAGGACCCCUUCUUCCUCUCAAAGCCCACCGCCCCCCCCCGCGGCGCGGAGACCACCGCCGCCGCCACGCCGCGGCCGCCCAGCCGCAUCAGCCCUCGCCUCACCACGAUGAGCCGGGCCCCCCCGCGGCCCCCUGGCACCCGCGGCCCGGCGCGGAGCGGCCCGCGGCCCACCGCGGCGCGACACCCUGCCGCGCCCCACACGGCGCCGCCCGCCAGCGGCCCCCCCGGCCGCGGCGCCCGGCCACCGCCCGCCACCCCGAGCACCCCGCCGCUGCCCGCCUGGCCCACUGCGGCACACGCUACCUCCUCCUACAAGAUCUAUGUCCACGACUCGGCGCCGUCCUGGACCCUGUCUCCCUUCCAGGAGUCAACCACCACCACGACAGAGGCCAGCACGACCCCCAAAAUCCAUACUACAACGUAUUCCACUGAGCGAUCUGAGCACUUUAAGCCAUGCAAAGACAAGGAUCUUGCAUAUUGUCUCAAUGAAGGGGAAUGCUUUGUGAUUGAAACCUUAACAGGAUCACAUAAACACUGCCGGUGCAAAGAGGGCUACCAGGGAGUCCGCUGUGACCAAUUUUUGCCGAAAACCGACUCAAUCUUGUCAGAUCCAACAGACCAUUUAGGAAUUGAAUUCAUGGAGAGUGAAGAAGUGUACCAGCGCCAGGUGCUGUCCAUUUCCUGUAUCGUCUUUGGCAUAGUCGUAGUGGGCAUGCUUUGUGCAGCGUUCUACUUCAAAGCAAAGAAACAAACAAAGCAAAUUCAUGAACAGCUGAAAGAAACACAGAAUAGGAAAACCUACAGCCUAAAUGCUUCCAGCAUGAUGGCAAAGUCAGAGUGUGUGGCACAAAGCCGAGUCCAGCUGCAAAAUUAUUCAAAAACAGAUAGGCAUCCUGGGCCUAUUCUGGACAAAGUUAUGGAGUCUAGUUUUUCAGGCCCUCAGUCUUUCCCAGAGGCCUUGUCUCCUGACAGAGGAAUGCAACCCAUCAAGCAACACAGAAGUCUCUCUUCAUGCUGCAGCCCAGGGCAAAAAAGCGGGAUGCUACAUAGAAAUGCCUUUCGCAGGACGCCACCCUUACCUCCGGGUAGGUUCAAUGGAAUUACAGGACCAGCAUAUCAACAGCUAGAAGAGUCAAGGAUCACAGACCAGGACACAAUACCUUGUCACGGGUAUUCAUCCAGUGGUUUGAAAACUCCUCAGAGUACUUCAAUAAAUAUGCAACUGCCUUCAAGAGAGACAACUCCUUAUUUUAAUAACGUGGAUCAGAAGGAUUUGGUCGGCUAUUCAUCAUCAAGGGCCAACUCCGUUCCCAUCAUCCCAUCUGUGGGCUUGGAUGAAGCCUGCAUGCAAAUGCAAAAUGUUUCUGAAGUAACAGGCAUCAAAUGGUGCAAAAACUCCUAUUCAGCUGAACUUGUCAAUGUGAGUUCCCCAGUCAGUAAUUGUCUUAUAGCAGAACAGCACGAAGUGAAAAUAUUACUAGAAACUGUGCAGGAGCAGAUUCGGAUUCUGAGAGAUGCGAGGCGGUCGGAGGACUAUGACGUGUCGAGCGUAGAAGCAGAGCGCAGCGCCAGUGAAAACUCAGCCUUCCUGCCCAUGAGCCCCACGGCCAAGGCAGAGCGAGAGGCACAAUUUGUCUUAAAAAGCGAAACACAAAGAGACUCCGUAUUGACCAAGUGA